CCGCGAUACAGGAACGGCGAACUUAUAGUCCCACCAUCUUUAACCACCACACUGUGUGAGGUUUCCUUAAACACUCUAAAGCCCCAAACCACCAAACUUGUACUGUUCUUAUUUCUUCCCUCUUUUACUUCAUCACCAUAUAUCAUGGUAUCAGUUGCAGAAUCACAACUUUCCUUUCUCUUCUUUUCUCCAUUAUUGCCAGCUGCUACAUCUAUCCUAAACCAUUUCUCUGAUGACUGGAAUUAAUCAACUACAGAUCUAAUUUUCAGAGAAACCAAGCUGUGAUCUUCUAAUGUAUUUGUCAAAGAAGAAGAGAAGUAGAAGCAACAUUAUUGUAUUAACCAACUCCUUCUAGGCCACCACCCUCUCUGUUCCUCACAUGGGCUCUCUCUUCUCUCUCACUUUACCAAUAAAUUUAGUUGCUUUACUCUCACUUUCAUGGUGGAACAUAAUCCACAGUCAAGGUUUUGAUGCUGCUCAACUUCUCGAUCAUGUCGUUAGAGAUCAUGCUUUCCUCUCUUACACAGGACACACAAAGACUGGUUCCUUGUACCUGGUAAACCUGCCUGAAAAUUUCUCCGACAUAAAAGCUGAUACAGUCAGGUUUAGAUGCGGCAGUCUUCGAAGGUAUGGAGCACAGAUUAAAGAAUUCAAUUUAGAAAUGGGUCUUACAGUUCGUCCAUGUGUGGAGAGAGUUAUAGUGAUUCGACAGAAUUUGGGAAGUAAUUGGUCUUCAAUUUACUAUGACAGUUUUAAUUUUUCUGGGUAUCAACUUGUUUCCCCUGUUCUAGGCCUUCUGGCAUACAAUGCUGAUGAUGAUCUCAACUCUAGUAAUCGAAGCGAAAUCGGGAUUUUCGCCGGAGAGAAGCCUAUUAUGAUUGAUUUCUCUAGAGAUGUAAGGAUAAAGGCUCCUCCUGGUUUGAAUCCUUUAUGUGCUAGUCUCAAUUCAGAUGGAACUGUGAGUUUGUCAGAACAGGUGAAGGAGAAUGUAUGUAUCACACCAAGGGAUGGCCAUUUCGCUCUGGUGAUUGCGCCGACGAUGCCUAAGAUGAAGGGAAGAGUGAGUCGAUGGAAGGUUUUAGUUGGAAGUAUAAUUGGAGGUGGAUUGGGUGUGUUUCUUUUAUUUUUACUUUUAAUUGCUUUGGUUGUUAAGGUGAAGAAGAGGUCUAGAAUUGCAGAGAUGGAGAGGAGGGCUUAUGAAGAAGAAGCUUUGCAGAUGUCAAUGGUUGGACAUGUGAGGGCACCUACAGCAACUGUGACUCGAACUGUUCCUACACUUGAACAUGGGUAUGCUCCUCCAUGAUUAUUGCUUCAAUUCUCAGCAAGUUCAUCUAUGAAACAAUGAAGAUUAUAUUGUUUUGGCUAUUCAUUCAUUUUUUUUUUCCACAGAAAAUUAAGGAAAUGCAAUAUCUGUUUAGUCUUUUGUUUUAAUGAUGAACUAUAAUCAGAUGUACCAAAUCUUCUCAAUAAGUAUAGGUUUAGAUUGUUUCAUUGUUAAUUUCCUGUGAAAUGUGACCAGAGUAUCCUCCUCUGUUCUUUCAGUUAUUUUUUUGGAGAUUCUUGUCUGUGCCCUGUUUUACUUUUGGAUGGGAAAAGGGAAGAGAAAGGAAGUUGAUCAAAAGCAAAAACAGAAUAAGCCAAAACUGUUAAAACUGUUUUUCCCUCCAGGGUUGGGUUUAUUGGUUCGUAUGGCCC
Messenger RNA from Macadamia integrifolia, 1695 nucleotides. RefSeq lists its product as uncharacterized. Gene Ontology annotation, cellular component: membrane. Bases 380 to 1303 code for a protein of 307 amino acids. Lineage: Eukaryota; Viridiplantae; Streptophyta; Magnoliopsida; Proteales; Proteaceae. The transcript has a single exon. The record is from RefSeq and is a predicted model, not a curated record.